CCCACGCAGAGACGGAAAGAGAGAAAAGCAGCUGCUCAGACGCGGAGGGAAAGCUCGGUGCGCGCAGCGGCUCCUCCGGACACGAUGCCUCCGCUCGGCAGGUCGUGGCUUCUGCUCUCCGGCUUCGUCCUCUUCUACGUGAUCUACCUGCUGUUCGGGGCGCUGGUCUUCUCCAGCAUCGAGCGGCCGGUGGAGGAGACGCUGCGCCGCGACAUGCGGCUCCUGAAGGAGGAGUUCCUGAACCGCAGCUGCGUCAACGCCGCGUCCCUCGACCGCUUUCUGCUCCAAGUGCUGCGGGCCAACAAGUACGGCGUCUCCGUCCUCAGGAACUCCUCCUCGUCCUCCAACUGGGACCUGGCAUCCUCCAUGUUCUUCGCCAACACCCUGGUCACCACUGUAGGUUACGGUCACACGUCUCCCCUCUCCGACGCUGGGAAGGCUUUCUCCAUCUUCUACGCCCUGUUGGGCGUCCCCUUCACCAUGCUGGUGCUGACGGCCUGCGUGCAGAGGCUCAUGUACCCGCUGGUCGUGGUGCCGGUCGGCCUCCUGCAGCGCACGGGCCUGAAGCCCCGGCCCGCCACCGCCCUGCACUUCGCGCUGCUGCUGGUCCUGGUGGUGCUGUGCUUCUUCCUGGCGCCGGCGGCCGUCUUCCGCGUGCUGGAGGCCUCCUGGACCUUCCUGGAUGGCGUCUACUUCUGCUUCAUCUCGCUGUGCACCAUCGGCCUCGGGGACUUCGUGCCGGCGGCGCAGGCCGGACAGAAGAACAGAGCGCUCUAUCAGGUUUCCGUGAUGGUCUACCUGUUUGUGGGUCUGAUGAUGAUGUACCUCCUGCUGCGAUCCUUCCACAAGAUGGCCGACGUGCACGGCCUGACCACCCUACUGCAGCUGCCGCGCUGCGAGGAGUCCGACCUGGACGACGACAGGGAGCAGAUGGUGGACGACGACCUCAGGCCGUCUCGCCGGAAAGACAAAGCCGCCAGCAAGCCCCUGGACCCGGCGUCGCAGCAGUCGUACAACACCAUCAACAAAGGCUGAGCCGCAGCAGAAUCGGUGGGCUGAAUCUGAACUCUUCUUUAAAACUCAUUUAUUUUUUUUAAUCUCAUGAGAUGCCUUGAAAGGAGACGUAAUGAGGAAUUGAGAUGAGUUUUAAGAUUCAGCCUGUGAGAGCACCAACGGUUCGACGGUAGCAACCUCCCUGAACUUUAUAUAAAAUUUAAAAAAAAAAAAAAAAAAACAGCACAGAUGUUUUACCUCUUCUACACUGGUGUAACUGUGGUGUGUUUACAGCCUCAGGAAUGCACGUGACGGGUUUGGGCCAAAAAAAGAAUUGGAUUCGUGAUUCCAGACCAUUUUGUGUGUCUGUGGUUUUUGUGCCACAAAUGUGGGACUUAACAAGUAUUGUCUUAAUGGAAAGUGUUUUAUGUGGGUGCGUUGUUCAGCCUCAUUCCUGACCGUCCAGUCAUAUUUAUAACGAGGAUCAGUCCAUUACAUUUGCACUGGUUUAAUGCAUCUCAACGGUAUGAUCACCACGGCAGCGACGUUUCUUUACCAAACGUAAACUCGUAGGGAGAACUUCAGACGAUGCAUCAAUUUCCUGUAUGACAGCAGUUGGUGGUGGGUUUUUGGUUUUUCCUCACCUGGGUCAGCCUUGAAGAGCCAAAUAACAGACCAGUGUUGGCGUCGGGGCUGUCCUGUGGACCGGUGCUGCCCCCUGGUGUCCGCGGGUAUUUAUUACAAGAAGUUAACAGCGUUAAUUCUCCAAGAAAGGUUUAAAAGGGUCCAAAUUAAACAGUGAAAGGAAGAAAAUGAGAAUAAAUUUAAGUUUUGAUCGAGAGUGUAAUUGAUUUUUAAUCUAAAACCAAAGUCAAACACAGCCUGCUCUGCAUCUGUGGGUUACGAGAGAACUUGAGAAGCACUUUAAUAGUAUAAGGUUUGCAAACAUCAAAGUAAACAAUUAACAGGAUCCAUCUUUGAUACUGUAAAAUUAUGUCCAUGUUUGUUUUGUAACAUUAAUUUAACAUGUUUGUGCUAGACAAUCGUAUAUGAAUAAAAGUUGUUGCCUUGUACCAAA
Cololabis saira (Pacific saury) is the source of this 2071-nucleotide messenger RNA. It is a transcript of the gene kcnk6, whose product is annotated as potassium channel, subfamily K, member 6. Lineage: Eukaryota; Metazoa; Chordata; Actinopteri; Beloniformes; Belonidae. Gene Ontology annotation, biological process: stabilization of membrane potential; potassium ion transmembrane transport. Gene Ontology annotation, molecular function: potassium ion leak channel activity. Gene Ontology annotation, cellular component: membrane. The record is from RefSeq and is a predicted model, not a curated record. The transcript is spliced from 3 exons. Bases 85 to 1035 code for a protein of 316 amino acids.